AUGGGCAUGGAUUUUGGAGAUGUACUCAUACAUCUCACCCUCCCUUCACUAAAGACAUUUGAGUAUGAAUAUUACUCAUCAGCGGCAACUUUAGACAAACUCGUUAAAUUCAUGGAUCGAUCCGCAGCCACACUUGAUAAAUCUAUAUUCAAUGCAAACCAGGGUCCCCUUCCACCCCUCUGGUAUGAACGCCUUCGAGGCAUUACACAUUUAUACAUGCAGCUCUAUGGAGACCGGGAAAAUGCAAGUAUAGGAUGCGAUUUUCUUUCCGCUCUGACCGAUACAUCAGCCGACGCUCUCUUUCCACAUCUACAGGUGUUAACUAUCGCUACCCAUAACAUAUCAGGCCUCGUUUGGUCAAAACUAUGCGAAGCUGUUCUUGCUCGGGGAAAAUGCCCUACAAUUCAGGAUGGCGUUGGGAAUGAUUACGCACGGGCGUUGGCAUCAGUACGGGUUCAACUACGAAGCGGCGACGUUGACCGCGCUCUACGCCAGAUUUCACGGCCGGAUAUUGCUUUAUUGAUUGAGCGCAUCAGGGCUUCGGGCGUUAAAUUCAAGAGUAUGGACAUGGAAAACACCGAUAUUGUGGUCUGCGCUUCUCGCCUCGUCGCAAAUUCGUUGCUCCCUUUUCAAGCUUCGUCGCUCCCUUUUCAAGCUAGUUGA
Messenger RNA from Psilocybe cubensis, 663 nucleotides. RefSeq lists its product as uncharacterized. The record is from RefSeq and is a predicted model, not a curated record. NCBI's taxonomy places the organism in Eukaryota, Fungi, Basidiomycota, Agaricomycetes, Agaricales, Agrocybaceae. The coding region runs from base 1 to 663 and encodes 220 amino acids. The transcript has a single exon.